This is a messenger RNA of Mytilinidion resinicola, 231 nucleotides long. RefSeq lists its product as uncharacterized. The transcript is spliced from 2 exons. Bases 1 to 231 code for a protein of 76 amino acids. The record is from RefSeq and is a predicted model, not a curated record. Lineage: Eukaryota; Fungi; Ascomycota; Dothideomycetes; Mytilinidiales; Mytilinidiaceae. Gene Ontology annotation, molecular function: iron ion binding; heme binding; oxidoreductase activity, acting on paired donors, with incorporation or reduction of molecular oxygen.
AUGCUUGACUCGUUCCUCGCGCGUGGUCUCGGCCAAAAAGAAGCCGUUGGCGAGCUUCUCAUAAUCAUGAGCGCGGGUAUCGAAACGACCACCACGGCGAUCACAUCCAUCCUCUUCCUCAUUCUCUCCACCCCCGGCGUGCACUCAAAACUCCAAGCCGAGAUUGAUGCUGCUAUGGACUUGGAUCCCAGCUUCCCCGCUGAACAAGCUACUAUCAAUGCUCUUCCAUAA